This is a messenger RNA of Drosophila innubila, 799 nucleotides long. RefSeq lists its product as uncharacterized. The record is from RefSeq and is a predicted model, not a curated record. NCBI's taxonomy places the organism in Eukaryota, Metazoa, Arthropoda, Insecta, Diptera, Drosophilidae. The transcript has 2 exons. Bases 350 to 625 code for a protein of 91 amino acids.
CUUUUCUUUUUUUUCUUUGAAUAAAUAUGUAUCGCCAUCAAGGCAAUUAUUGUAUCGUUAUCAGAUGACAUGUUUACUCUGUGAAAACUUUCUACAAAUGAUGUUUGCAAGCAAUGUUUAAUAUAGUUAGUGGGCAAAUGUAAUUCUUGUUCGACGAACAGUUCGUCAAACAAAUUCGACUGUGGAUGGCCUGCUUUAGGGCAAUGCAGAAUAAUAUCAACCGCGAAAUAAACACUCUGGAAUCCAAUACGCCACAGGCUUUCCAUAGCCUUAAAAACUCAAUAUCGCAGAUUAAAGUGGAGCAAAAAAAUCAAAAAAUCAAAUCAAAAAACAACAAAUUAAGCUGGAGAUGGUGGUGCAGCAGCAGCAACAACAACUUGACAACGCCUUUCGCCUGAUUGAGGAGCUGCAGGCUCAAAUAGAGCAGCCGGUGCUACGGCAACAAGGCCUGCAGCAGGCGGUGCUGCGGCAGCAAGGUCUGCAGCAGCAGGCGCUACGGCAGCAAGGCCUGCAGCAGCAGGUGCUACGGGAGCAAGGUCUGCAGCAGCCGGUGCUACGGGAGCAAGGCCUGCAGCAGCCGGUGGUGUUGCACCCGGUGUGGUCGUACCCGGUACAACCACAAUAAACAACAAGAUGACAACACACAAGCCUCGCAACCUCCAUUCUCCAACUUGGACUUAAUCUUGGGCGGCACGUCUGCUUCCUUUUCCGCUUCCUUCUGCUUUGCCGGCUUUGCUGCUGUCAUAUAAUAUAUAUGUAAAUUACAAUAUUAAAAAAAAGAAUAAACUUUAUAACUUAA